This is a messenger RNA of Punica granatum (pomegranate), 1584 nucleotides long. Lineage: Eukaryota; Viridiplantae; Streptophyta; Magnoliopsida; Myrtales; Lythraceae. The record is from RefSeq and is a predicted model, not a curated record.
GUAAUUCCGGUAAUUAAAAGACAAACUUUGUGGCGGCAAAAAAAUAAAAGAAAUUGAAGGAAAAUAAAAGAAUUAAAAGAAAUCGAAAUGCGGAAGCAGCACAGUGAUCGUUCUCCUCAACGAAAAGUCUCCAUUAAGAAAUACUGUUGAAUAACAGUUGGCUACACCGAGCCCAGGAAUUCCGGGGUCAAAUGAGGCAGGAGACCAUGAUUCAUGUUAAGCUGGGGCUUUCAUGCACCCGGUGCAGCUACUUUUUUACCAGUCGUUGACAUCUUUCAUUUAACUUCCCAUUAAAGGACCGGGAACAGCUAGAGGGAGCUAUACAGACAGUUUGAUCGGAGAGCGACGUGCGACUCACUCAACCCAACUUCACGUCUCUUCCUUCCUCCUCCCCUCAACUGAUUACGUUCCUUCAUUGAAUCGCCAAGCGCCACCCCCAGCUUUUCAUGUCCGAGGGAGCCCACCGGCGGCGGCCACCCCCGACCCCGGCCGGCCGGAGGAGCAAGCACGAUCCUCCCCAACUGUCGCCGUCGCCGUCGAGGCGGUCCAACCCCCCUCGCCGAUCGCCCUCGAGGCGCCCGAGACCCGUCGAUGUCUUGAAGCGCUGCUUCUCUGAGCCCCUGCUGUGGGAUGACAGUGGCGCCGGAGGCUCGCCACCGGCUGGAGAUCCGACCCGGAGCGCGGUGGGGCUCGACGCCGGCGUGCUCUUCAGGCCCCAGACGUGCGCCGACGUCUUUGCUUCCUCUCCUUCUUUGAUGGGUUCCGGCAGCUCUCCUCUCGGCUCCGAGGCACACAACAAGGAUGCCAAGGUGGUGGUAAAUGUAACGGUCGAGGGGAGUCCUGGGCCGAUCAGGGCCAUGGUGAAGUUGGGGUCUACUGUGGACCAGACCAUUAAGCUGGUCGUGGAUAAGUACAGCAAAGAAGGGCGGUCACCUAAGCUUGACCGGGGCUCUGCCACCGGUUUCGAGCUUCACCCCUCCUAUUUCAGCCUUCAAUGUUUAGACAAAUCGGAACUUAUUGGGGACGUUGGCAGCAGAAGUUUCUAUCUGCGACGAGGCAGCAGUUCCCACAGCAGCAAUGCAGCCUCUGCUUCCUUUGUCUCUGAACCCGUGGCUGCAACUUCAAAUGCUGUUGUGGCUCCGCCUCCGAUAUUUUUGAUUCCCUUACCAGGAUUCCUAGCCCGCAAGCUCGGGAAAAUUGUCAGGAGAACUCGGAAACUAUGGAGGUUCCUGACCUGCAUGCAAUGAUCAUGGAAAGGGAAAACAGAAUUUGGAUUCAUUCUUAAGAGCGACGCAAUUUUUUCGUGUUGCUCUCAUCCCGAUUUAUCUGGAUACAUGUUCCAUUACAGAUUUCUUACAUAGGACUUUGUAUAUAUACCCAGCUUGCGAAUGCUGGUUCUCCUGUAUAUAGGCUGUGAUAUUGAGGCACGGCAAAAGGCAUGUUCUUAAUUGUAUAUAGUUGGUGAUGAUCCUAUACUUGGUCAGCCAUACUCGAACAGUCACCGAGUGAAAUUUCCAUCAAAAUAUAUGCAUUAUAGAGAACAUUCGGGGCUGUAAUCUUCUUUUACGGCAAAAUACGGAUGAA